Molecule: messenger RNA, 4868 nt
Organism: Magnolia sinica
Lineage: Eukaryota; Viridiplantae; Streptophyta; Magnoliopsida; Magnoliales; Magnoliaceae
Product: nuclear pore complex protein NUP160
Exons: 27
Coding region: 105-4622 (1505 amino acids)
Cellular component (GO): nuclear pore
Molecular function (GO): structural constituent of nuclear pore; protein binding
Source: RefSeq, a predicted model, not a curated record
AACUUUCUCCCGCAACAAGACCCUGCAAAACCCCUCGCCCCUCCAAAAGCUCUCUCUUUCCGAUUCCCGCCCUUUGAACUAACUCGGUCCCUGAGAUCCGAUCCAUGGCGACUCGGCCUCUGGGAGCGAUGGAGGUUCCCAUCACAGGCAGCGAUUCUAUACAGUGGGCAGAGGUUACUGUUACUUCUUCAUGUCCUCUUUCCGAACCCUGCGCCCCCCUCACAGAAAACGCCGCUUCCUGCCAUGUCAUCGGUGAUCCUUCGACCUAUCUCAUCUGGCGAAUUCACAAGAACCUCCCAAAUGCACUUGAAUUGGUGGAGCUCUCUGCUAGUAAAGAAUUUCCAAAGGGUGGACUUCGUCUAACAUUUCAGAAUGCACUAUGCCCAUUUGCUUUUAUAUGCAGAAAUGAGGUUCCGAGUACUGCUGACAGCAAGUAUCUGCUCUAUGCAUUGACAGUUUCUGGAGUUGCUUAUCUUUUUAGGCUGAGAGCAAUUGGUACUUAUGUGUCUGGUUCGAUCUUCCCUCAAAGUGAGCUUGUAGAAAUUGAUGUGCACACACAUCUGCAAAUUGGAAAAAUAACAUGUGUUACAGCUACAUCGGGAUGCCUAGUGAUUGGGCAGCAUGAUGGGUCAAUUUUCUGCUUCCAACUUGGCUUACUUGACCAGAGUGCACUAGGUUUCAUUUAUGAGCUGCGGGAUGAUGUGGGAAGGGGUCGUUUAUGGGGUCUGAUGUCAAGGGGAAGGAUUAUUGGUGCUGUGCAAGGCUUGAUAAUCUCAGAGGUGCAUGGAAGGAAGUUACUGUUUGUGCUCCAUGUUGAUGGGAGCUUACGAGUUUGGGAUCUUCGUGCUCGUACCAGGCUUCUUACUCAUAACAUAAGCUUGCCAGAGUCAGCAGGCAAUCUCCAUGGUUCUGUGCGUUCAAGGUUAUGGGUCGCUGAUGCUAACUAUGACACAAGUCCGAUACCUCUAGUAAUUUUAUAUAGAAGUACAUCGGAAGCAGAUGGGGAGAUGAUUGGUGUCUAUAGCCUUUGUUUUAGUUUGGGGGAGAAAAUCACUUUUUCGGUGGAACCAUCAAUGCAAUGUAUCCAUUUGGAGGAGGGGAGACUAAUUGAUCUGAAAAUUACUUCUGGCAAGCUUUGGAUACUUAAAGAAGAUGGAUCAAUGCUGUAUGAUUUAUUCCAAACUGAUGUUAAUAUGAAAAAUACAAGUAGUUACGGUUUGCAAGAGCCCUUUGUUGCUGAACAUCUAUUUCAGACGUCUGAACAUGCAUCAGAUGAUUUGAUUUGGGCCAGCUGUUCAGCAGUUUCCUCAAUGAAGGACCACUUUGGCCAAUUUGUAUCUUCUAUUUUCUUACGUAAGCUGCUCCUUCCUGGGAUUCAUCAAAAUGCUGCUUUGCAUGCAACGAUACACGAUCACAAUAAACACCUGACUGAAUCGGAGUUCCAAUCUCUAUCGGUAUCGGUUGACGUAUUAAAAAAACAAAUCUUGUCAAUUAUGGAGAAUGAGGGAGUUGUUGAUCCAGUUUCCAUAAUCUAUUACUGGAAAAAUUUCUGCACGCAGUAUUUCCAUCAUUGGUGUCAGAACAGUUCACCAUAUGGUUUGCUUCUUGAUCCCUCAACAGGAGCAGUUGGUUUAAUCCGAAAGAACUCAAUUUCUAUAUUCCGUUGUCUGGAAGGCAUUGAGCUGCUUAUCUAUGGUUCUUGUGAUGAAUUUGUGAGCACGGGGUUAGUUUUGCUAGAUGAUGAUGUUGAUCGUGAACUUCUUUAUGAAGUGCUAAGAUGCAUUAGUAGUAUCAAUUGUCAACUCAGCAAAGCUGCUGCAUCUGUUUUCUAUGAAUCAAUUGUCAGUCCAUCGCUCAUACCAUCUGAAGAUGUCAUCCCUCAGUUACUGAAGAUUUUGGAAACUGGAUACAAAUCAUCUGCAAUCGCAUCCAACAUAUCACAAUUUGGAGCUGAUGCUGCUUGGGAGAAGGAACUAGCUGAUCACAAAAGCCAAAGGAAGUUCUCAGUCGACAUGUUGCUAUCACUUCAUGCUUUGCGCAAUAAAGCUAUGAGUUGGAAUAGAGUUUUGAAUGUCGUAGAGAAGUAUCUGAAUUAUCUCAUUCCAAAUAAAUGCUUACAAAGUUCGGAUCCAAGAGAACUCUUCAAUAUCAACACUUCAUUAUUGGUUCAGGCUACUUCUCAAGUUGCAAGAGUAAUGGUGGAGUCCGCCUUCGACAUACUUAUGUUCCUAAGCUAUCUUGUGAAUAUCAGUGGGCAGGUCCUUAUGGUUCAUGAAGACAUCUCCCGUGUACAGCUUGAAUUGAUUCCCAUGAUUCAGGAAAUACUUACUCAAUGGAUUAUUCUCCACUUGGUGGGAACAACACCAUCUGAGUCACUGUCUGAGUCGCCACUUUUGGAGGAUUUUAGCUCUCGCCUUUCGUCAUUGCGCAUUGAUAACAAAAUGAAUAAAACAUCAUGGGUUGAAAGGCUUGGCACAAAAGAUUUCACACUGGCCUGUAUACUUUUACUUAGUUUCCCUGGCUCCACUGAAGACCAAGGCUGCCUUUCCUCAAGUAGAUUUGCUAACCCAAACAACAUUAUUAGCUCUGUACGGAAUUUCAGCAGCUGGAUUAUUUCAGGAAGGACUGGAGAAUCUCCAGAUUUCUUUCACCACACAAUUGAACUUGCAACGGUCUUAUUUAAGCACGGCCAAUAUGAAGCUGUUGAGAACCUGCUUGUUAUUAUCGAUGCACAUUCAUGCAAGGAGAAGGCAUCCCAGAGUAUUCAGAGUAGCGAUGGUGUAUGGUGUGCUUGUCUUCAUCUUCUGGGAUUUUGCCUUCUUGUUCGGGCACACAAUGGGUCACACGGAAUCUUAAAAGAAAGCAAAAUUCGUGAAGCGGUUCGCUGCUUCUUCAGAGCUGCAUCUGGACAAGAAGCGUCCCAAGCUUUGCAAAGGUUGUUCUCCCAGACAGGCUUGCCAUAUCCUGUUGAUAUUGGCUCUGCAGAAGCAUGGAAGUUCCAUUAUUAUCAAUGGGCCAUGCAGAUUUUUGAGCAAUAUAAUAUGAGUGAAGGUGCUUGCCAAUUUGCCCUAGCUGCAUUAGAGCAAGUGGAUGAAGUUAUUGGGUUGGAAGAUGAAAACCAUGGUGGUGAUCUUCUUCUUGAACCAGCUAUUACUAUUAGAGGACGGCUCUGGGCAAACGUUUUCAAGUUCACUUUGGAUCUUAACCAUUAUAGGGAUGCGUAUUGUGCUAUCAUUACCAAUCCAGACCAAGAUAGCAAACAUAUCUGCCUGAGGCGUUUCAUUAUUGUUCUUUGUGAGCGAGGUGCAACUAAGGUCCUUUGCGAUGGUGAGCUGCCCUUUGUUGGAUUAAUGGACAAAGUGGAGCAGGAGCUAGUUUGGAAGGCUGAGCGCUCGGAUAUUACAGCAAAGACGAAUCCGUACAAGAUACUUUAUGCUUUUGAAAUGUACCGACAAAACUGGCGAAGGGCAGCUAGUUACAUGUAUCAAUAUUCUGUUCGCUUGAGAAAUGAGCUGACCUCAAAAGAACAGCUGCAGCUUUCCUCUGCGCUGCAAGAGAGACUCUUUGCUCUGUCCUCUGCUAUCAAUACUCUGCAUCUUGUUCAUCCUUCAUAUGCUUGGAUUGAUGCUCAGCAUGAAAACUACACUUGUCCUGAACAACGAUCACCAAACAAGAAGGCUCGGACUAUCAUUGAAGAGAACUCGGCAGCUGGUGAUGAUCUGGAGGCUUUGAGGCCACAACACCAUAUUGAUAUUGAGAAGCUUGAAAAUGAGUAUGUGCUAACAUCAGCACAAUAUUUACUUGCACUAGCAAAUGUUAAGCCGGCAUUUACAGGUAGUCAAACGCUUGUAGCAGAUUCAGUAGAUCUAUUGGUCCAGGCAGACUAUUAUGAUAUGGCAUUUACUGUUCUUCUGAAGUUCUGGAAGGAUUCAGGAUUGAAAAGAGAACUGGAGCGAGUCUUCAUUUCUAUCUCACAAAAGUGCUGUCCAAAUAGAGUAGGCUCUGUACUUUCUGGGAAUUAUAGGAGUGCACAUGGUCUUCUGUUGACAUCAUCUGAGGAUGAAACAAGUGUUCAUGGCGCAAUUGAUAUGAACCCAACAGCUUAUCAAUCCAAGGGAAUUAAUCAGUGGGAAACACUUGAACAUUAUCUUGAGAAAUAUAGAAAGUUGCACCCGAGGUUGCCAGUAACGGUUGCUGAAACUCUUCUGCACACUGAUCCCCAGAUUGAAUUGCCUCUUUGGCUGGUUCAUAUGUUCAAGGGUGGAAGAAAGGGGGCAACAUCCUGGGGAAUGACUGGCCAAGAACCGGACGCUGCAGCUCUAUUCCGUCUUUAUGUAGAUUAUGGUCGAUAUACAGAAGCUACAAAUUUGUUGCUUGAGUACAUAGAAUCCUUUGCAUCUCUGAGACCGGCUGACAUCAUUAAUCGGAAAAAGAUGUCUGCUGUUUGGUUCCCGUACACAGCCAUAGAGCGCCUAUGGUGCCAACUUGAGGAGUUGAGGAGUUGUGGUCACAUGGUCGAUCAGUGUGACAAACUCAAGAAGCUGAUACAUGGAGCUUUGCUGAACCACCUGAAACAAUUAAAGGUGGACUCGGACGAUGCACUAUCUUCUGGGCUACAAUAAGAGAUUUCGACAACUGAAGGCUGUGAUAGUGUUCAGCUUCCUGAGAUUUCAGGAUUUGUUCUGCUAUGGGCUCGUCUUCUUUAUUUUGUUGCACUUUAAUCUCAGCUGCUUUUGAGUUUUUUGUUUUUCUACCUCUUGUCUAUCCUGUAAUUCUCUUAGUCUCUUUCCAAUCAAAGGAAAAUGAAAAAAAAGUAAAUGUUGAUUCUCUUCAUCCCUUGUCUACUCAAGAAAACAUGAUUUGGUGAA